Monoraphidium neglectum is the source of this 990-nucleotide messenger RNA. Its product is annotated as hemagglutinin. Lineage: Eukaryota; Viridiplantae; Chlorophyta; Chlorophyceae; Sphaeropleales; Selenastraceae. The coding region runs from base 1 to 990 and encodes 329 amino acids. Gene Ontology annotation, cellular component: membrane. The record is from RefSeq and is a predicted model, not a curated record. Gene Ontology annotation, biological process: cell communication; metal ion transport. The transcript is spliced from 5 exons.
AUGCCGGUUCUUUCCACGCCGCAGGCGUCGGUUGUGAUCGAGGUCACGCCAGGCACCGCCACCAUCCCAGAGGACUUCAUCGGGGCCAACCUUACGUCCCCGCCACCAGGGCUUGUCACCCCAAUUACGUUCAACAUUGAUGUGGUCAGCGACGACUUGUUUGAAACCGACGAGACGUUUGAAAUACGCGCGUCCAGCACCAGUGGCAUCUCCGGAAGCCCCGUGAGCAUCAUCAUUUCCAACGAUGACAGUCCGCCCGCCCUUGUGGCCCCAGUGCUGGUAGAGGUUUUUGAAGGCGACAUCCCCGGGGGCGGCGGCGCCACUGCCGUCUUCCCAGUGAAACUGUCCAACAUCUCGGGCGUGGAUUUGGUGCUGCGCUAUUCAACGGCCGACGGCUCGGCCGUGGCACCACUGGAUUAUACAGCAAUUCCCGUGUCCAUGACGACUUUUGCUGCCGGCACAUCAGACAAGAACGUAACCGUGGCGCUGACGGGCGGCAAUCGUAUACAAGAGCCUGACAAGAGUUUUGUCGUGCAGCUGGCGUUGUUCCACGGCGCCACGCAAGUGUCGUCAGCCAACGUCACCAUCAACAUCAAAAAUGAUGACUGGUUGUACGCCCAGAUAUCACCAACAAUCCAGAGUGUCAACGAGGGCACGCCCGGGCAGGCGACAACUGCAACAUCGGAUAUUGUGCUGACUGCCCAACCAACCGCGAACGUGACCGUGAACUUCAGCACGCGUGACAUUACAGCCACCGCGGAUGCUGACUACACUGCCACGAGCGGGUCGCUGACAUUCACGCCUGUCAACUGGGGCGUGCCCCAACAAGUCACUGUUGGCAUUCUGCCAGACGUGCUGCUUGAGGCGGACGAAAUGUUUGCCAUCGACAUCUCUGUGGCGGCGCCUUUUACCUCCAUUGUGAACGCCAGCACCUCUAGUAGCACCGUCACCAUCAGGAACAAGCUUGUGCAGGGGCCCAAGUGUCGCUGA